UGAGGGCGGCGGCGGUCGCUGUCAGUGGCGGCUGGGAUGUGACACGGGACUCGUACACCGCUCUCUUCUCUACUAUUAUGGCGCUCGCAGCUGUUAAUCUAGUGUCUGUGUGAUACUCUGAUUGUGGAUAGUAUAACAGAGUCUCUAGAGGAAAGUAUGGAGUCGCGAGAGGAACGGUAUAAGGGUGAGGAGAGUAGUGUGGAGGUGUCUGGGAGGGAGAUGGUGGUGGCACUUGGUGAUGGCAGCAGAGAGGGAGGAGGAGGAGGGAAAGAUGACCCCAAGAAUAGCAGCUCCUCCCUCAUGCUUGGCCUCCUUGAUGAGUUCACCAAGAUUUACUCUGAUCGUCUGCAGCGCGUGGAGGAGACGGCUAUGAAGUGUGACCAGCAGCAGUACUGGGAGAACAAAGUGCGUGUGUUGGAGUCGUGGGUGCGUGACCUCGGGGAGCAGAACGCAGUCUUGGUGGUCACUGUGGAGGAGCUGGAACGGGAGGCAGCAGACCGUGUGGCACUCUUGGAGGACCGCCUUGCAAAGAUGGCCACCACCACCAGGGAGUCUUGCGUCUCUCUGCGAGACCAUCAGAUUCAGGUAUCGUCUCUAGUCACAGAUAAAAUUGGGUUGGAGAAGAAGGCUCAGAGUCUUGGAGAGAAGAUGCUGGCUCUGGAGAGACGGAAUGUGUGCCUCAAGGAGGAGAAUAAUAACCUACAAAGUGAUCUCACAAAUCUUGUGCAAGUAAUAACCCGUGCGAGACAGACGGGUCAGUGGGAAGCUGAUGAUUUAACGUUCUCAUGCGUGACGCCCGAGCAAGUGUUUGGGACAGUGUUAUCAUCCUCCAGAAGAUCAUCGCAGUCACUCAAGGAAAGUCAGCAUGACUACAUUCACCAAAUCUUUGAAGAUCGCCUUAGAAAAGAUAACUCAUCUUUGGCAAGUUCUUUCUCAAAUCUUCAAGAUGCAGACAGUGCAUAUGGAGGACGAGGGUCUGAAAAAGACCUGUUAAUUAUGAAAUUGAAGGCUGACCUGCGAAGUUUGCAGGCGACGCAUGAGGAAACCAACAGGCAACUGCUAGAGAGAGACAAGCAUAUUGCAGACUUACAGACACAACUGACAGAUACCCACCAUGAGCUAGCCUUAUCUCAGGCUGAAGUCAACAGUGUUAAUCACACAUUGCAAGAAGCACGUCACCGCAGUAGACAUGAAAAUGUUGAGAUGACCCGUAAGGAAGAAGUCAUUCGGCAUUUGCUUUCCAAACAAAGUGUGUUCAAGAAGGAUUCUACAAACACGUCUGUGAAAUCACUCUGCGAUUUGGACAAUGUUAUCACAGGAGAAAAUAAUGUUGAGGCACAACUCGGCAAGAAUAUUGAUGUGUUAGUAAGUCGUCUAGCCGAACUGGAAGAAGAGUGCCAACAAGUGCGUGACCAACACGCUGCACUCCAAAACACACAUGCUCUCUGUACCCCAACCAUCAACAUGCUUCGGGAACAACUUAAUAGAUCACAUCAGACCCAAGUGGAGUUGCGCACGGUACUAACAGCUGAGGUUGCCCAACGACACGAUCAAUUGGUUGCCCUCAGAGACGAGUUGAAAGAACAGGAGCAGAAGCAUCAUGAAACUCAGAUGCAGCUUCAACUUAAGACUGAGGUUAUAAAGGAUCUGAGGAAGGAAGUACGGGAUAUGAAGGAGAGGCAAUAUAUAGUUGAUGAUAAGAAUGCUUUAACCUCAUUGAAGGAAGGAGUGUACAGUGGUACGAAGGAGACCAAGUCAUCAGAGACACAGACGCAACAGGUAUUUUCAAGCAAGAAUGAAUCUUUGGCUGAAGAAACCAGUAGGUCUCCCAAUGGUUUCUAUUCACCAUCACAACCUUCACAAAUAUCAAAAUUGGAAAAUGAACUGGCGGAGAAAAGCGUGCUCCUACGAGAACUUCAGAGUCAUCUGGCUGCAUCUCGACAAGAAUUGCACCUCAAAGAUGAAACUCUUCAAAAGUUGGAGCUAAAGCUAGACUCGUCACGUCGUGAAGGAUGUCAGAAAGGAGAACGUAUGCAGUACUUAACUGGCCAGCUCACCAGCCUUCAGUUGGAAGUUGGUCGGACUCAUGGUCAAGCCGAGCAGCUUCGUAGACAGGUUGAGAAGAAAACAGAAUUGAUAGAGAAGAUGGAAUCUGAAAAUUCUUCCCUUACACAUCAACUGAAUGAAAAGUCUGCCACGCUGGAAAGAUUUCAAACUGAGCUUCUCAAAACAUCAACAGAUCUGGAAAGAAAAAGGAAGGAGGUGUCUGAGCAGAAGAUGAUGAUCAGGACACUCCAGGAGGCACUGGUGGCCAGUAAACGAUCGUGUGACGAGCUCCGAUCCCGCCUUGACAGUGACGUGACGGUCCGUGAGUCCCGAGCUGAGAGGCUGGAGAGGGAACUGAAGGACACGCAGUCUCUCCAUCACCACGCAUUCACCCAGCUUGUGGAGAGCGGUGGGCGAGUUGAGGUUCUGCAGGAGGAGAACCGAGCCCUCAGCCGGCGUGUGACAGCCCUCCAGCAGGACCUUGCACAUGCCCACAAGCAGGAGGCACGCCAGACCACCUACUGGAAAGGGCGGGCAGAGGACGUGACCCACAAGCUCUCUCUCUCACAGAAGGAGGUGCAGACUCUAGAGGAGGAACUGGCUGCAGCAGCGGAGGCCCGAGUGGACGCUGACAAGCAGGUGGAGGAGAUGCAGAAGAGAAUCCUUCAACAGCAACAGCGGCUAUCUCCACAUGAGACAAGCGAGAGUGUGGAGAGGCUCGGGGAGCAGCUAGAAGAAGCGGUGGCAGCCUUGACGGAGGCCAGGGAGGAGGCCCGGAGGAAAGGCGAGCAGCUGCGGCGAGCCAGACAGGACGCCGAUCAGCUCUCCGAUGCCCUGGGCUACGAGAAGGACCUCAACACCACCCUGCAUGACCAGGUGGAAGGGCUGAUGAAGGAGGCCACAAUGCAGGAGCACAAGGUUGGAGAGCUGCAGCAGGACCUCAGGAGAGUCACCCGUGACACCCAACACAAGGAUACCCAGUUGGCAUCCCUACAGUCUCAGCUGGAAGGUUUAAAGAAUCAGGUGUCCACAAUGGAGGACCUACUGGACGAGGAGCAGCGGGAGGUGGCUUCCCUCAGCGACUCCUUGGCGCAGGAGACCAAACACCUCCACGACGCCAGGGCCAGGUGUGACAAGGCGAUGAAGGAAGCAGCACGGGCAGAGGAGCAGGUAGCAACACUACAGCGGGAACUGCAAGAAGCGCAGGAGAAGAUUUCUCUGCAGGAACGUCGCAUCAGGGACAUGGAGAGUGAGAAAGAGAGAGAGGUGGCAGCAGUGGGGGAGCGUCUGAGGGUGGCCCAUGAAGAGAGUGUGAAGAGGCUGGAGGAUGCCCUGCUCACCUAUACCCACAUGCAAGCCCACGAUGAAUACCAGGUGGAGAGUCUGGAGGAGUCGCUGGCAGAGGUCGGGGGGCGGCUGGCAGAGUCUGAGGCGGCGGUGAAGGAGGUGGAAAAGGAGCGGGACUCCUUGGGACAACAGCUGGAGGAGGAGGCUGAGAGGAGGGAGAGCGAUGCCAGGGACCAUCACACUCAUCUUAUGAGGCUCACUGAGGAGAACUCUCUCUUGAAGACACGGCUGGAGGGUGUGCAUGAAGAGACGCAGACGUGGCAGCAGCACUGUGAUGACCUGGAGGAGAGGCAUUCCCUGGUCCUCACAGAUCACAGCCCCCACUACAACUGUCACCUGCACCAAGCCCACCUGGCCAAGGCUUUGCAACAGGUGGUGGCCCUUAAGGAGGCGUUGAAGUCGACGAAUUUGGAGAAGAACACAGCAGAGGAGGAGAGGGGCCAUGCCCACGAGCAAGUCCUCAGCCUUAUCAGGGAAUGUAACUCGCUUGAGGAACAGAUUCACCGUCUGGCUAAGGACAAGUGCCGGCUCCAGGAGCAGGUGUCUAGCCUUGAGGAUGAACUUCACAGGGCCAGGGAUGAUGCCCAGGAAGCCAAGGACCAGCUUGCCAUGAAGGUCGAGCAGCUGGUCGCCCUCGAGAGAGAACUCGAGAAUGCUAAGACAGUGGAAGGUGGUGAUGCUGGGUGUGGCAGUGGGGGACGUGACGGAGGGUGUGAUAAAGAGGAGUCCUGCAGGGAGGUGGUCAUGGCCCGCCGGGAGGCAUCUGCGGCCAGACGGGCACUGGUGGAGAGAGAAACCCAGGUCAGGAUGACUCAACUCAGGGUUACCGCCCUCGAGAGGUCACUGCAGCACCGCCAGCAUGAGGUAACAGGACUGGAGGAGAAGCUACAGGAGGCAGAGACAGCCACCCAACGCCUGGAGACAGAGGUGGUCCAGCUGCGGGCCCAGGUAACUACACUCAGCACCCAGCUCACCCACGCCCGCAGGCACACAGCCAAUUCUCAGCCUCAGGAGGACAAGGUGGACGCCCUUGAAGGAGAGGUUUCACGCUUGACAGGGCAGCUGGCCGCCAAGGAAGAACAGCUGAAGCAGGUAUCAGAGCGAGCGAAGCAGGAGACUAAGAAGACUGUGGACCUUCAGCAGGAAGUAACCGCCCUCAUCAGAUCACGUGAUGAAGCCCUUCGUAAGGUGUCAAGCAUGGAGGCAACAGUGGGGAACUCACAAGAGACCAUGGAGGCCACCAAGCUCAUGGAGAAGCUGUGGGAGGCACAGCUGGCCACCAUCGAGGAGGAGAUGGCUAGGCUGCUUUGUGAGAGUAACCAGCUCAAAGACUGCAAUGCUGCCCUUCACCAUCAGGUGUCGACGAGGGAAGCAGAGAGCGAGAACCUUCGUCGGCAGGUGAGGGCACGGGAGGCUCAGCUCGAGGAGCUCCACCACGCCAGGGAACUUCUAGCUAAUGAUGCCCAGGUGGUGGUGGCAGCAGUGAAGCAAUGGCUCCAUGAACAGAAGACGGCCAACACCAAACUUUCCAGCAAACUCCACCAGCAGAAUAAGCACAUCCUUCUCCUUAACACAGAGAAACAGUUUCUGGCAGAGCGGAACACCAGCCUCCAGAGGACCAAUCAUGACCUCUCAAUCCAACUCCAGGACCUCCGUGCCCGCCUUGGUCUCCCAGUCACACCUGCAUCACCUGAGAAGCUUGGCAGAAUGGAUGGUAUCCUACGUGGGCUGUCGUCUCCUCCCCUAGGACCGUGCCAGAGCCUUGGGAUGUCCCCCACCAGGCCACUCUCCUCCACUGCCUACCUCGAUAAUGUCCUGGGCCUUGUUACUCCACUGGAUAAUAAACACGAAGAUGUCCUCAGUACAUGCUCGUCAGAGGGGAGUAGCAACAGCAGCGGGUGUCAGGUGCCCGGGCCGGACCUCCCUGGAGCAGCACACCUGGACCGUUUAGCACACCUGGCCGACUCGCUCCUCAUUGCCUCCAGGAACAUCAGUCGGGCUUCAGGCAUCUUCUCGCACUAUAACUCUGGCCAAAUGACCUCGGCAACCUCCCUGGGCGAUCUCACAUCAACUGCCACCUUGGGUCACUUGAGGUCAACUCUGGCACUUACCAAGACUACAUCGUCAUCGGUGGGUAAUUUGACGUCCCUAUUCCCUCAAGACCGAAGAGACAAAGCUCAAAGUCCUGUAUCCAUACUAGGCAAUCGGGUCGGUGACUUGUGCACAUUAUCACCUGGGUCAAAGGUCAAAUGCCGGGGGACCGAGGUCAUCUUGGCUGCCCCAGUGAGAGAGAGGAGGUCAUCAUCAGUUCUUAUGUACAACAACAACGACAGCAUAGAGGAGGCAGAUGAGGAGGAAUCAUCCACUCUAGCAACUAACAAAACUGGUACACUCCAGGAAACGUCUAAUGCUUUUGACAAGUCAUCCAGAACCACGUCAUCCUCUUCCAGUCUCCUCUCGACGUCAUGUAGUGGCUCGCAAGGGUCAUCCAGAACCUCUCCAGCCUCCAGUGCAUCACAGGGAUCAUCCAGUACCUUGCAAGAGUCUUCCUGUAACAUUCAGGAGUCUUUCAGCACCUUACAAGACUCCUCGAGCAUCUCAUCAGUCACUACCAUACAACACACUUCCUCCAGCAUCGUAUAGGGGCUAUUUAAACUUUAAGGGUUGCUCAAAGCAUCAGUAAAGACUGACCAACCCUCCAGGAUGGGUGUUAACUAACACCUUUCAGGGGCCAAUUAGUUCCUGAUUUUGGGUGUAAUAGUUCCUCACUUAUAUUUUAAAAGGUGUCAAGAGUAAAGAAACGUCCAAAAUCCCCCCAACCUUCCAUGCCUCACAAGUGUAUUCCUCUAAGGCGUCGUCCCAAGUAACGACAGUGCUGCAUGAAACGGACAGGGACAGACACACACUUUUUCUUUUGCAAAUAGUGGCAGAUGACAAAACUGUCAGUUUGUGUUAUGCGACAGUACUGGGAAGACGGGAAUGAGCGUAGCUUUUCUGUAACUACAGUACACUUGGGUAAUUACACACACACACACACACAGCUCCCCCUCCCCAGUCAUUCACUGUGCAGUCUGCUAACUAACCAGCUUGUAUUCACAACAUUGAUGGAGCUACCACACAUAAACCAAAUACUGUACUGGAAUACAUACACUAAAUAAGAGCCAUCACACUCAUGACUGACUGAUGCCCAGUUGAACCAGGGACUCCAAUAUCAGAGAAUUUACCACGUUAAUCAUUACAUGUAUAAAUAACCAAUAACCUACAAAAAGUGUCAUGGUUGCCUAGUGCCUUAAUGGAAUUAAACUGAAAACUAUGUGUAAAUACUGUAUUUUGAUUUAUAAGUUGAUUGCAAAUUUAUUUAAUCCAUUUUACAGCUGUAUUUGUAAAUAAAAAUUGUAUAUCCGUUUGCAAGUCGUGAACAGCUAAAGUGUCUGCAAGACAGUACUGAAUGCACAUUCUUGACAUACUAGUAUAUACGUCUUUAAACAUCAAUUAUUUCAGCUGAUAACUUUUUAGAAUGUAUAGAUGUGAAUUUGUUGUCCUUUUUAGCUUAUGAGAUGUCAAGUCACCACCUCCAAGUGUAAACUCUUGGUUGAAAACCCAGAAAGUCUUGAUUAAAUCGGUUUUUGCAUUACAGCAGCACUAGUGUAGGAGGUGGCGGUCUAGGAAUCGGCACAUGGGUGGUCUUAAUUUGAGUUUGGUCCACCAGGCUGGACCAUUUGUCUUUGAUUAGCUUAACCAUUAUUAUCUCGGCUGAAAUGCCACGACAUGAACAUGCUGGGGUAGGAACAUGAAUGAUUUGACCCCUUUUUGGUUGAGUUAUAACUACAAAGUCCAGCUUUCGACCUACCUCUCCAGGUAGUUGUCGCAGACAUUUUGACCUCGCGCUCCAGACAGUUCAGUUGUCCACUACUGAACCACCUAUCUGGGAGGUUAAAAUGUGGACUUUUUGACCCCCUCCCCAGGCAGUUCAGCCAAGGACUGAACUGCCUGGAGGGGAAGGUCUAAAUGUGCACGACUUAAAUUAAAAGCUUUGAUUAUGAAACUCCCAAAUACCUAGUCAGCUUCAGUUUUAUCUUGUGUUCUUAAUGUUCAUAAAUGUUUCCACAAUUUGUAAGUGGAAAAAAACCUGUUGGAUAUACUGUAAAGGCUGAAAAAUUUUGUAAACAUAUUGUGGUCCAAAUAUUCUUUGCCUGCUUUUUUAUAAUAGGCAUUGUUACUUAAUCUGAAGAUAUUCUGCUAUUAUAGUGUAUAAACUGUAUAAUAAAUGUCGCUUACUUGUACAUAAAGAACAAAUUUGCUUAAUAUAUAUAUAUAUAUAAAUA
Molecule: messenger RNA, 7718 nt
Organism: Procambarus clarkii (red swamp crayfish)
Lineage: Eukaryota; Metazoa; Arthropoda; Malacostraca; Decapoda; Cambaridae
Source: RefSeq, a predicted model, not a curated record